Molecule: messenger RNA, 1077 nt
Organism: Purpureocillium lilacinum
Lineage: Eukaryota; Fungi; Ascomycota; Sordariomycetes; Hypocreales; Ophiocordycipitaceae
Product: glutamate--ammonia ligase
Cellular component (GO): cytoplasm
Molecular function (GO): glutamine synthetase activity
Source: RefSeq, a predicted model, not a curated record
AUGGCUACUCGCGAAGUCCUCUCCUCCCGGACGGAAACCGUCAACAAGUACAUGAAGCUUGACCAGAAGGGCAAGAUCAUGGCCGAGUACGUCUGGGUCGACGCUGUCGGCGAGACUCGCUCAAAAUCCAGGACCCUCCCCGAGCAGGAGUACAAGCCCGAGGAUCUCCCCGUCUGGAACUUUGACGGCUCCUCCACCGACCAGGCCCCCGGCGAGAACUCGGACGUCUACCUCCGCCCCUGCGCCGUCUACCCUGACCCGUUCCGCGGCUCGCCCAACAUCAUCGUCCUGGCCGAGUGCUGGUCAGCCGACGGCGUCCCCAACAAGACCAACUUCCGCCAUGACUGCGCCAAGGUCAUGGAGGCGUACGCCGACCACGAGCCGUGGUUCGGCCUCGAGCAGGAGUACACUUUCCUCGACCACGACGACCGGCCUUUCGGCUGGCCCAGCGGUGGCUUCCCCGCUCCUCAGGGCCCCUACUACUGCGGUGUCGGCAGCGGCAAGGUCGUCCUCCGUGACGUCGUAGAGUCGCACUACAAGGCCUGCCUGUACGCCGGCGUCAACAUCUCUGGCACCAACGCCGAGGUCAUGCCCGGCCAGUGGGAGUUCCAGGUCGGCCCCUGCGAGGGCAUUCAGAUGGGUGACCAGCUUUGGAUCGCCCGAUUCUUCCUCGCCCGCGUCGCCGAGGACUUUGGCGUCAAGGUCUCGUGGCACCCCAAGCCCAUCCGCGGCGACUGGAACGGCCAGGGCCUGCACUCCAACUUCUCCACCAAGGAGAUGCGCGUCGAGGGCGGCAUGAAGCACAUCGAGGACGCCCUCAAGAAGCUCGAGCCCCACCACGUCGAGUGCAUCAAGGAGUACGGCGAGGACAACGACCAGCGCCUGACGGGCCGCCACGAGACGGGCUCCAUCGAGCAGUUCACCUACGGCGUCGCCAACCGCGGCACCUCGAUCCGCAUUCCCCGGGAAACCGCCGCCAAGGGCUACGGUUACUUCGAGGACCGCCGACCCGCCUCCAACGCCGACCCGUACCGCGUCACCAAGAUCCUGAUGACGUCCAUCUUUGGCCAGCUGUAA